Rhinopithecus roxellana (golden snub-nosed monkey) is the source of this 4944-nucleotide messenger RNA. It is a transcript of the gene FAM114A2, whose product is annotated as family with sequence similarity 114 member A2. The coding region runs from base 627 to 2144 and encodes 505 amino acids. The transcript has 14 exons. The record is from RefSeq and is a predicted model, not a curated record. NCBI's taxonomy places the organism in Eukaryota, Metazoa, Chordata, Mammalia, Primates, Cercopithecidae.
AGUAGGAACGCCGAGUCGGCUGCGGUGGCUGUUCUGAGGGUGGCGGCCGGAUAGGUGCGGAACUUCCUGGACGAGGCAGUAGGGAUGCGAGGUUCAGGGGCCGGGCCCGGGCAGCCGAAGUCGUUAGUGAUGCGGUGACUUGACGGUGGGCGGCUUACAUCUCGCGGGAGGGUCGAGGGCUGUGAAGGCGCUUUAGUGAUUGAAGCGCUACGUUUGUGUGAGGGAAUUCUUGUUGUCAGCACCUGAGAACUUAGUUGGGAGCGGACGUUUACACCGGAUCUCUCGUUUGGGACCCAUUCUUGGAUGUGGGAAGAAGUGAGAGCGCGUGUUUGCUCAUCUAGAGACAGCCGUAUUAAUAACGAUAAUAAGGAUACAAACUACCACCACACCAACUAAUAGCAGCUGUCAACCUUUGGGCGGUUACGUGCCGUUCGCUGUUCUAAGCCCCUCACAUAUCAUGUCACUGAAUCUUUAUAGGGACCCAGAACCCCAUUUGACGGAACGGAGAGGCAGACAGGUGACCUGACUUCCCCACAAUCGCUGCAGGACAGGAAGAAAGUUAACUCCAGAGCCCGUGCUUUUAGCUACUAAGCUGUACUGCUCUCUAUUUUGGUGAUGUUCUAAUCAUGUCAGAUAAAGAUGAUAUUGAGACUCCACUGCUAACUGAAGCAGACCCCAUCCUUGAAGAUGGAAACUGUGAGCCAGCCAAGAAUUCUGAGUUUGUUGACCAAGGUGCCAAGCCAGAGAGUAAAUCAGAACCUGUAGUUUCCACUCGGAAAAGGCCAGAGACCAAACCUUCCAGUGACCUUGAGACUUCAAAAGUUCUCCCUAUUCAGGAUAAUGUUUCCAAAGAUGUACCCCAAACCAGGUGGGGUUAUUGGGGGAGCUGGGGCAAGUCCAUACUCUCUUCAGCCUCGGCUACGGUGGCCACAGUAGGACAAGGUAUUUCAAAUGUCAUCGAGAAGGCAGAGACUUCCCUUGGAAUCCCUAGUCCCAGUGAAAUUUCAACUGAGGUCAAGUAUGUAGCAGGAGAGACAAAUGCCAAAGAGAAUGAAAACUUCUCCCCGGUGGCUGGGGCAUUUGGUGUAUUCUCAACUAUCUCUACUGCUGUUCAGAGCACAGGAAAGAGUGUUAUCAGUGGGGGUUUGGAUGCCUUAGAAUUCAUUGGAAAAAAGACAAUGGAUGUGAUAGCUGAAGGGGAUCCUGGAUUUAAAAGAACCAAGGGUCUGAUGAACCGAAAUGCUACACUAUCUCAGGUUUUACGAGAGGCUAAGGAGAAAGAAGAGAUAUGGAACUCCAAUGAGGUUACUAUGGAAACAGACAAGAAAACUCAUUAUGGGUUACUCUUUGAUGAAUUUCAAGGCCUUUCACAUCUAGAAGCUCUGGAGAUGCUUUCCCGAGAAAGUGAAAUAAAGGUGAAAUCUAUCCUUAAUUCUCUGAGUGGAGAAGAAUUAGAAACUCUAAAAGUUGAAUUAGAGCAACUCAAAGAAGCGUUUUCUCUAGCAGAAUUUUGUGAAGAAGAAGAAGAAGAGAAAAAAGGGGAUGAAGAUUUUACCAAGGACAUAACAGAGCUGUUUUCCCAGCUGCACGUUUCCUCCAAACCAGAGAAACUUGCCAGGGCAAGAAAUACCGCCCACGAAUGGAUCAGGAAGUCUCUGACCAAGCCAUUAGCAGAGAAUGAAGAAGGAGAAAAACAGUUGGAAGCAGAAAAUACUGAGCAAGUCAACAAAAAUUCAAUAGAGGAUAUCCAUGUGUUUGCAAUCCGGAGCCUAGCUGAACUGACUGCUUGCUCAAUUGAACUGUUCCACAAAACAGCUGCAUUGGUUCUGCAUGGCAGGAAGCAGGAAGUGACAGCCAUAGAAAGGAGCCAAACUCUUUCCCAGAUGACAAUUGUGUUGUGUAAAGAGUUGUCCUCUUUGUCUAAAGAGUUCACCACCUGCCUAACAAAUGCUGGGGUCAAAGAAAUGGCAGAUGUCCUUAACCCAUUAAUCACUGCAGUAUUUCUAGAGGCAUCAAACAGUGCCUCCUACAUCCAGGACGCCUUUCAGCUACUCUUACCUGUGCUAGAGAUCUCUCUCAUUGAGAACAAGAUUGAAUCACACAGGCAUGAGCUGCAGGGCCAGAAGCCUUUGUUAGAAGAUUGAAGAACGGAGCCGUUUUGACCUGGGACUUGUGAUGGCCAAGGAAUGCCACCUUAUCUGGCUACUCCUACAGAAAUGAAGGAGUGGGGUUAUUUUAGUAUAUAAAAAUUCAGGCAGGAGAGAUGGUUUAAAGAGAAAGAUUGUUGCCUUCAGUGUUUGAUUGAAGUAUUCAGGUCCUCACAGUAUUCUUUCCAGUUGUUGUAAUUCAUAAAUUAUUUGAAAAGAAACUUCUGUAGAAAGUCCAAGAACAGUAACUCUAGAUAAAGGUUAGUGGGAUACUCAGGCAAGAAUGUUGGUCUUUCUUUGACAUGUUGCAAGAUGUUAUCAAUUUUGUCAUGGAUAUAAUUUGCAGCCCAUGGAUACAACUGGUUGAUAAGCCAGAGAAAAAUAAUUUAGUGUUCUAAACUUCAUGGCAUGUGUGGUUUAUUAAUGCCAUGUACUUUCUCCUUUCUGGAAUAAAAUCUAUGGCUGUAAAAAAAACUGAGCAUAUGUAAACUCUGUGAUGAUUACCCUUUAUCACAUGAAUUCUUGGAAAUAGAAAAUUUCAUCUGCAUUUUUAAAUUCUUAGUAGAUAUUUGGCAUUGAGGAGAAACUUGUAGACUAUACAGCCACAUGAAUUAACUAUAGCAAAGUGCCCUUUUUCUUCAAAUUGCUCCCCCAUCCUCAGGAUGACACAUUUCAUGUCAUAGCUGAACCCUACUCUACUGGAUUCAAGGCCAGUAAAUGCCGUUUAGAGAACCAGUUUUAUGUGUGCAGAUAUUCUGAGUCUCUUCAAGAUGUGUUUCGUGUCUACCCUAUAUGCAGGAUAAAUUCUUUACAGCAAACUCCAAAGGAAUGUUGAAGCUGUUUUAGCAAUGAGGUUUUUUUUGUUUGAGUGUUGAAGUGGGCCAUAGUCCUUUAGAAAUUAUGUUCAUUUAUAACAGGAUUUAACUUCUAAGGCACAAUUUAUUUUUUCCUCAUUCUUUGUUUGUUUUGAUGUAUUCUUUAGCAUGUUUUUGAAUAUAACUUUUAUCCUCCAGAUCUUAAGCCUUCUUCUGCUCUGUUCAACAACUUAAACUAUUAAGCUGUCAUCUUCCUAAAAGCUGUUUUGGUAUCCACUCUUCUUAAAAAAAUUCUCCAACUUUGUGGUUUUUAAUGAUUAAGGUAAUUUGUUAGCUCUGCCCCUCAUCUUCUAAAACCUUUGUAAUAAAAUGUAUCAAUCAUGUUAUUUGAUCCUUUCAUUUACUUUUGUAAACACGAGCCCUAAUAUCUUACUCAGACCAAAAAAAAAUAGGAAUGCAAAGCCAUAACAUAGAUUAGUAUAAAGACUGUUUCCAUGUAGUAUCUUUCUUUGGGGCAGGAGUCAGUAAGCAAGGAAGAUAAAUAAAUUUGGUUUAAAAACGUAUACCAACAGCACUACAAUGUUACUCUGCCUAUAUUCUGUCUUAAUAUGAUCAGAGAGUUUUUGAAUAUUCCUUUUUAAAGACAAAUUUCACCCUUCCCAGCUUGAAUAUUUCUGAAGUUUGAGAAAAACAGUUGCCUUCUGGUUACAAAGGCUGGUGUCUCCAGUUUUGAAGUGUUGCCUCAAGCUUGGUUGAUGUGUCUGAACCUGUAUUCCUUGAGGGCAAAGUUUAGAAACUGGUCACUUUGCCUGCUGUCUGUUCAGCCUUUUGUACAAUGGCAGUGUAGCAACUUUAAAUCCUUAACCUAGAAACGUAUUUAAUGUUUUUCUUUCAAGAAAUGGGGUAUAAAUAUGAAGGAGAGAGUGACAACUCUUUAUACACCUGUUCAGAUUUCAGCACUGAAUUUGGCAAAUUUUAGAUUAGGUCUCACAUAAGGUAAAUAUGACUCACUAACUCUUUUUUUCUCAUCAUCCCCAUUAGCUUCCCCACCUCCCAUAUAUAUGUGUGUGUGUGUAUAUAUAUAUAUUUUAAUGGAGUUAGGGACCACUAGUGAAAUGAUGAAAGGCCCAAUUCUGAGUAACAAUUGUCUACUCUUCACAUAAAAUAUACUGAAAAAGAAUUAAGGUUCCUUGAUCCAGUAGAUAUAGAGAAAAAUAAACAUGACAGAUGAAUAGGUAAAUUCAGGGAUCACUUUGGAACCUGCUGGAUUAUGGUGAUGGUUUUUGGAUAGUAUGUGCUUCAUUAUUGUAUUUGGGGUAGUUACAGUCUUGUAGUUUUUUGGUAACAGCUACACUUUUGGUACUAUUUUCCUUUUAAAUUUUUGGUGUCUAAGAUUUACCACUAAUUACUAAUAUAUGCCUUUCCAAUUCACUUAAAACUUUAAUAAGUGAAAUGUUCAAGUUUUGCUAGGGUAAAUUUGUCUUUUCCUGCUAUUGAGAUUUUUAAAGGCUGUGAUUAAGAGAGAUUAUUAAUUUGAUCUAAAAGAAGUAGAAACCUCUAUGAAACUAUUUUCCUUUACAUAAUACCUUAGAAAUGUGUUAAAGACAAGCUAUAUUUUCCUUACUUGUUUUGAUAGUUUUUUUUUAAGCAUAGAUCUUCAGGUUGGCAGGCCUCUGAAAUGUGAAAUUAUAAUUUUUAUAGAUGGCAUUACAUCGAAUCUGAAAUCAGUGCUAGGCGUACAAAUGUGAUUUUUUCAAUCCUAUAACCGAAGAACAAGAUCUCGUGGGUUCCUACUGCUGAAAAAAGAUGCUCUCUUUUGUACUUGUUUUUAAUGAAAGACUUUUUUGAGGGAGAGCUAUUUUAUAGGUAGUUGCUAUUGAUGUCUCCAUUUGAGAAAUAGACAUUUUUCUGUAUUUCUAGAGGUGUUCUGAAUUUAAGCCUGAAUUCUUCAGUUUAGAAAAACCCAGAAUAAAAUUAUAUCC